AUGUUUUGCCAUUAUCACUUUGAUAGUUCAACACGCCACAAACAACAACAUCACUCGUUGCUGUCGGUGUUGGCAUCUUUGUUGUUCGGGCUCAUGGCAACAACAACACCCCCACUGGGACUAUUUGGCAGUGGCGGCGGCGGCGGUGUUGUUGCUGCCGCUGCUGGUGUGGCUGUUGCCACUGAUAAGCUUGCCACAGAGAAUGACAUUUUACGUUUUUCCUAUGAACUGGAAUCAUGGCUGGAUUUAACAAAAAAACCCUGCGAGGAUUUUUUCGGUUAUGUUUGUGCUCGCUCGCUAAAUGCCACCGCCCCGGCACAGCAUGACAAACGCCAACAGCAGGAACAAUUGAAAUUCAAUAAAUUUCUCGAGGCCAAUAACGACGAGGAGCUCAUGGAUGCCGAAUUGAAAGUGAAGCAUUUUUACGAUUCAUGCCAGAAUGCCCGCAUGAUGGAUCAUCUGAAAAGCACUUUAAUGUAUCGCUUAUCUGGUGGCUGGCCAGCCAUUGACGAUUCCAUGGCCAUGUUGCGGAAACGUCGUAACAUGACCUGGUUACAGGUGCUCAGUAUAUUCCAUGAGGCUGGGGUGCCGUAUUUUUUUAAGACCCAAAUUGAAUUACGUUCCAAUAAACGUAUCGUCCAGAUACGCCCAGAUGAUUCGAUACGUUUUACACUGAGAAAAUUCGAACAGUUGUCGGGUGAAAUUAUGCAUGCGUACGAUGUGAAUGCAGGCAAGGCCCGUCUGGUGGCAUUGGAGAUAUUGAAUUUUGAACGUAAUUCACGAGAUAUUAUGAAAAUUGCCAUAGCGGCAGAUGAGAAAAUCAAUGAAUAUACCUAUGAAGAUUUUAAGGGUUUAAAUUUUGGUUCAGUGCCACCACUGGAUUGGGAUUCAUAUUUUCGUAAAGUGAUGGGAAAGCCAUUGAAAAAUACCGAUACCGUUAUUGUCAUGGAACUGCCGAAAAUGAUACAAUAUUUCGAGUUGUUGCAAUCGACAACAUUGACGAGAUUUUUGAAUUGGUUGUGGAUUGACUAUUUGAUGGACAAAACACCCUCCGACUGUCAAAAACUCACGGAAACCUAUUUCGGACCGGUCUACAAACACAUCGUUGAACGUUCCGCCAUCAAUAAAGUACAAAUGGCUCAAAUGUAUUCCGAACUGGGACAAUCCUAUGAUCAACUAUUGGCUAACACCCCCUGGAUUGAUGAAAUCACACAACAAAAUUCAAAACUAUUUUUAGGACGUGUUAUGCACCUGACACUGAACGGUGAUGCCAAACUGGAUGCCGAAUAUGAAUCCCUGGCAAUUACAAAACGUAAUUUCUAUCGUAACUUAGAAAAAAUUCAAAGAUUUUUAUCGCAAAGAUCCAAGCAGGAUACAGAUUCGGUAAAACCCAGGUCUCAUGGCACAAAUCAAGUUAGCCGCAGUGUUCAGAUGUUUAUGGAAAGCUUCCUUACCAUUAACAAUAUCAUGCAACAGCAGCAGAAUUUAAGUGCCCCACUGAAUUAUGUUUUGGUUGGGCAAAAUUUUGCCGAAAUGAUGAUAGGUGGUGCCCAUGCCACACCCGGUGCCUGGAGAAGUACUGAUUCGGAUCGACAAUAUGCCACAUUUGAACGUUGUUUGGCAAGACAACAAACUGCAGGGAAUGCCAACACCAGUCGGUCAUUUAAUCUCAAUAAUUUAAUUCUGAAAUUAUUGGCUCAACAACAGGCCUGGUAUACCUACAAACAAUGGCUGCAGCAUGAUGAGGAGUUUAUGCAGAAAUUAGAUCGCCUUUUGCAAGCGGGCCAUUUACAAAUGUCCAUGGAAAAGUUGUACUUCGUUGCCAGUACCCUAUUGGAUUGCCAGUUAAAUCCCUCGACAGAACGUCGCUCUUUCCUGCACGCCUUUCUAAAACAAUCCAAAGAAUUUCAACAAGUUUUCAAAUGUCAACCACGUGAUCCUCUAUAUAUGCUAAACAAAUGUUCUUUAUUAUAAAACUCUCUCACACACACACA
Messenger RNA from Musca vetustissima, 1994 nucleotides. It is a transcript of the gene Nepl11, whose product is annotated as neprilysin-3. Gene Ontology annotation, cellular component: plasma membrane. Gene Ontology annotation, biological process: protein processing. The transcript has 2 exons. Gene Ontology annotation, molecular function: metalloendopeptidase activity. The coding region runs from base 1 to 1974 and encodes 657 amino acids. The record is from RefSeq and is a predicted model, not a curated record. NCBI's taxonomy places the organism in Eukaryota, Metazoa, Arthropoda, Insecta, Diptera, Muscidae.